GUGUGCAUCAUGACUCUGAGUGGCAGCCGCAUGUGGGUGUGAGUAGGUCAGUGCCAGGUGACAAUGGUUGGCGGCAGAUUUCAUUUGGAUUUUCUUGACUCAAAAUGUUCCUAUGCAAGUCAUUCACAUUUUGUCAUCUUUGGUCUGAUUAUUGUUUACUACACCACACCCUCCUCUCCUGUUCAAGCAUCAAGUCCAGUGAAGUGCAGGUCACUGAACAUUUCUUCCAAAUAUCAGCACUGUGAGAUCCACCCAGAUGGAGUUCAUGAUUUAGAUUGCUUUGGGGAAAAUAAACGACAUGGCGUGAAAGUGUGUGUGUGGAAACCUGGAACGCGCUCAUCAGAAAAGACGUACACACUUAUCGUACAACAACAAAUGCGCAAAACAUAUUGCAGAGCUAACCACAACAUCACUGAGUUCUCUAAAACGAUCACAUUAUAUGAAACUGUGAACGUGGUCGUGGAGGUUUUGGAAAACAGCGAAUCAACAAAUUGCACAAAAGCAGUUUUUAAGGGUUCACCAAAGACCAUGUUGCGAUGUGGUCCUCCAUAUACGGUGUCCUUCAGCCGCCACUCUGGAGGACUGGUUGUGAAUGUGAGCUGGCCACAGGAGGACAUAAAGGCCAUAAAGUAUUACUCUGUGAGCUAUAAAGCACUGGGCAGCCUGACGUGGAGCAAGACCGUGCAAUCCCAAAAUGCAACGAUAUGUACAGUGGACAACCUGAACUCCUCACUGGUCUACACUGUACAGAUACAGUGCGUCACCAGUGAUAAAUGCCCUCAGUGUGCAGUGAGUGAAGCCUACACUGUCCCAUCAGAACUGACCACUCAGCCGGUCAUUGUCAACCUUGAAGAAACUGACAUUAUUGGAAGAAAAGGCUGCCGGCUGCUUUCUUUAACCUGGAAGUUUCCUGCCACGGAGCUGCAUGAUGGCUACUACGUGACCGUUGGGAAAGCGUCAGGAGAGGCUCCACGUGAGCGGAUAACCACCACUCAGCCCGAGAUCAGACUGAUCCUCUCAUAUUCAGCUUAUCAUCUCAACAUCAGUGCUGUGAACAACGCUAGCAUCUCUCCAGCUGUCAGCCGGGCGAUACCACAGCGAGGAGACAUGCCCCGUAUGGGAGCUGGGAUGCUGAACGUGACAGUCCACAGCAAUACAUCUCUUACCAUCUAUUGGAAAGACGAUCUCAUCAAAAACUAUGUCUGCUAUUCUGCGGAGUGGACGAAGGGGGGACAUAAAGCAACGCACAUGUCCUUCUAUCAGAACAAAAACAACUAUAAGACCGUAUCUUCUCUACCAGAGCCUUUGGAGCCUCAUAAGAGAUACAGCAUCACUCUGCACACACGGCCAGACAAGGACACCUGCAACAUGAAGCACGUGAACAACAGCGAGAGCACCUAUGGGACAACACAGUUCUAUUUCACUCAAGGAUCUCCCAUCAGCGCUCCCGCAAACAUCAGCAGCGAAAAUGUGACGCUGAAUUCAGUGGCGCUGCAGUGGUCGUCCAUCCCGGAGGAGGACAUCAGAGGUUUCCUCCUGGGUUACGUGAUCUACUACAAUGAGUACCACCACGGAAAGUCAAGUACAGAGAGAAAUUUUACAGUGGAUCCAAUGCUGAACAGCUGUGAAUUGGGGAAUCUCAAAAGUGGCACAGCGCACGAAGUCCAGAUAUCAGGUUUCACCCGGGCAGGAGCAGGAGUACGAAGCACAGCAAGCCUGUUUAAAACUAAUGAUCAAGACGUUUCUAAUCUCAGUGGCCUCAUCACAAUCUUUGCAGUUCUGGCGGCUGUGCUGAUAUUUGGAUCUCCUAUAAUGAAAAGAGCUAAAGUGAUUCUGUGGCCAAGCAUACCGAACCCUGGAAAGAGCGAUGCAAUGCAGAGAAUAGAAAAGCCUUGUGAACUGGAUCUACUAAAGUCCAUCGACACUCUGAGGGUGGAGGAAUGGGACACCAUCAGCCUUCGGCUAGUUGAGAAAGAAGAUGAUGCGACCCCUGCUAGCACAUCGCCAUCAGAGUUAUUGCUUCUCCACGCGUCAGAGGACGAGGGAGACUCGCCAGAAAUGAGUCCUGACUGGAUCCAACGAGACACCGAGGAUGCAGCUGGAGAUGUCCCGCCUGACAGCACUGGAGAAACGUUCCCAGACAUCCGACGGACAGACACCCAGAGUUCCCCUUUCGCCUUUUCUAGUGCAUACACAACAUUGGACAUGUUUCAGCGGGGCAUGCCGGCGAACACAUCGGUUACUCAAGCCACGGAAAGCAAACCAGAGGACACAGACUUGACUGUGGGAAAAUCAGGAUUGGACUACAUAAGACAAUUUAGCACCAGUCCGAUAACGGACGGCAACAUGGCCACAAUUUUGUGAAAACUGUUUCGAACAGGACUGCAGACCAUGAAGAGCCAAGACCACGGGAUCAUGAGAACCAUCAUCCAUCCAUCCAUGUUUUCAUUAUUCAUAAAGACAGAAGUUAAGUUCUCUACUGUCCAUGCACAUCCACAUCUCUGCUCAUUUCUGUAGCACUUUACCUGCUAUACAUCCCUGAACAUACAGUACCGUACUUUUAUAGCUGAACCUGAACACCUCAUGAUGGAAACAUGACUGAAAAUGCUUUAAGAGCACAAGUGUAUCAAUGUACAAUCUUUGCAAUGCAGUUGUCCCAAUGAAUGCCUAAUAUCAGGGCAAUGGGCCUUUUUCACAGUAGACAUUUUAACUUAUAGCAGUGAAAGCACUCAUGUCUAGUGACAUUAUGCUGCAUUCACGUGGUGUUGGAAUAAUCGGAAAAAUGUGUUCCCGACUAGGAAAGUUCACCCGAAUGCCGAUUCAAGUCGGAACAACUCUGAAAGUUUGCUAAAAUGUUUGGUACUCGAGUUGACGUCAUUGCACACGUAUUAAAUAUACACAUUUUAGUAAUAAAAAAAUAGUAAUAUGGUAUUAGGUUGUAACCAUUCGAUGAUGUGCACUAAGGGUGAUCUAGUGACCUAUGCAAUAUUUGAGUGGUUUUAGGGAAAGUUUGGGACAAAAUCAGUCAUAAAGUACAACACGUCUUCUUUGUAGCGUCCACGUUGUUUCCACAUUACGGCUUAAAACUCAUGAACACACAGCUGAAGAAGUAAGAACAGGUGCGUUCUCACUGGAGUCCAGAGGGAAUCACCUCUUGGUUAAAUUGCAGCAUUAAAACUCUGAACAUGAGUGAAUGAAAAGUCUCUUUAUUGAGUGUUGUUUAGGAAACAGAUGAGAUGUAUCUCUCGUUUCAAACUGAGGACCACAAACAAACAUCCAAGUUCUUCAAAAACCGUGUUACCAAAUCUUUACAUCGAGUCUCAAACACAGACUUUCCCCCGUCAAUCGUCUCUACUGUAGUAUCCGCACACAGCGGACACGUGGAUAUAAAAAAAUAAAAUAAAAUCUUUUAAACUUCAUCACUUCAAACUGAAGUGCUGUGAACACAAAAAAAGCAGGAAAAUAAAAAAGCCAUCGGGGGA
Messenger RNA from Anarrhichthys ocellatus (wolf-eel), 3482 nucleotides. Its product is annotated as protein sidekick-2. Gene Ontology annotation, molecular function: cytokine receptor activity; cytokine binding. Gene Ontology annotation, biological process: cytokine-mediated signaling pathway. The coding region runs from base 64 to 2364 and encodes 766 amino acids. Gene Ontology annotation, cellular component: signaling receptor complex; external side of plasma membrane. NCBI's taxonomy places the organism in Eukaryota, Metazoa, Chordata, Actinopteri, Perciformes, Anarhichadidae. The transcript has 16 exons. The record is from RefSeq and is a predicted model, not a curated record.